Acanthaster planci (crown-of-thorns starfish) is the source of this 5653-nucleotide messenger RNA. RefSeq lists its product as uncharacterized. Gene Ontology annotation, molecular function: protein binding. NCBI's taxonomy places the organism in Eukaryota, Metazoa, Echinodermata, Asteroidea, Valvatida, Acanthasteridae. Gene Ontology annotation, cellular component: cytoplasm. The record is from RefSeq and is a predicted model, not a curated record.
AGGACUGUUGAGACCCAGUUUCCUCUGCCACAAUGUGUCUGACUUCAGUGUUUACCGACGGUUUCACGCAGCAGUAAUUCGUUUCUAUGGUGAUAGAAAUGGCAAACUGCUUAUGACCAACUGCGUUACCCUUUCUGUCAUCAAUAUCAAAAUGUGAACUCUGUUGCCAUGGUUUCUUGCUGACUGCAUAUUGAGAAUUUACCAUAGGAAAAACACAGUGGGGAAAAAUUUCACACACUUAAUUAGUUUUGCAUGUGAAGUCAGUAUCUUUGUGUAUGAGAGCGCCGACAUGCAGGAGGUCGGACGUGGAAGAAUAUUCCGGCUGAUAUUAAUUAGUUUGGUUGUCACUGACUCUAUUCAACGUUUAUUUUUAACUUGUCGUUCUCGCAUUCGAGAAAUUUCCCCCGGUGUAUAAUGAAGAAUGCCUGAUCAAAUAUAAAUACGAAGCACAACCUACGUACGCUCUGUCGUCAGUUCAUCCCUAAUACACACAAAAGCUAUUGUAGUGCGGGCAUCCAAUCAGUCCAGAUAUUUAGCCAUUUGGCACGUAACGGGAAACCCUGCAGACGACGUGGUGUCAUCGAUCCUGCGGUACCGCUGCACAACCUGGGUUGCACAAUGGCUGCUGAGCUCACAGCACAUUAAAUUUGAUGAAUAUCAUGAAGUGCGCUGUACGUCUGAUUUGUGCUGACUUGAGGUUUGACUCAUAGGCCUAGAUGAAUGAGCAUACAUGGUUGUAAAUCAUAAAUUCAGACGUGGAGUUGAUAACAGCUUUUGUAUGAGACGAUUCUGAGAUGCUGUCUAUGUCAUGUUGAGUAAAUGUACCCGAACAUAACCCAUUAUGAGUGGGUGGGUAGGCAGGCUAGCGUAGCCCCUAGUGAGUGAAAGGCAAAUUUGGCAACCCUCGAGACCUCCGGGAAUCAUUUACUUGGCUGACCCACAGCAACGCAGGAACUUCAGGCUGAUGUUUAUUUAGCAAGAUUGUGUUUGGAGGUGAAUUUGGCUUGUUUAAGAUUACUCAUAACUUGAUAUUUCAUUUGCUUUUUGUGCAACAAAAAUGACAUUUGCUUCUAGUGAGACAUAUUAGCUGCAAUCUUGGAGCAGACACAAUACCUUAAUCUUUGUCUUAAACUUGUGAAAGUUGAAGUAAAAAGCUGCGUACGUAAUACUAAUCAUUUCAACAUGGAUUACGCUUUUACCGACCCGUCCAAGAUCACCCCUAAACAGCCCCGACUUCUGCGAGAGAGUAAUGACCCUAAUAUCAGGAGGUACAAGCACCUUAAGCUCUCUGGGCGAGACCUCUUGGAUCCUCCGGAUAUCCUCUUCGAACUGACCAAACUUGAAUUCCUCGAUCUUAGCCCUGAGAGAGAGACCUCCUUGCACUUUAAGCUGAUGGAGGUUCCUCGUCAGCUAUCCCGCUUACAGAACUUGACAGUGCUGUGCCUGGGAACCAACGAGCUAAAAGAGAUCCCAGCUGAGCUGUGUGGGCUGGCCAAAUUAGAGCGCCUCGUACUCAGCAACAACCUCCUGACUCAUCUGCCCAAGGAGUUCCGACAGUUGCAGCGUCUUCAAAGCCUUCAUCUGGCCAACAACUUCUUCGAGGAGAUCCCUCGUACAGUGUUCUUUUUGAAAAACCUGGAAUUUCUGGAUGCUUCGGACAACAAAAUCUCCAGGCUGCCCCGUGACGUGGGGAACCUAGUUAAGCUACACACGCUUUUGCUAUACCUCAAUCUCCUCACAACCUUACCGGAAGAAUUGGGCAAUUGUGUUAACCUCCGCACUCUCUGGUUGGGUAUGAAUAGACUUGUGAGCUUACCACGUAGUUUCGGGCGACUUAAUUUUUUGGACUGGGCAGAGCAGCCUAUAUCAUCAAAUCUUGGUGGGAACCCGCUCGAGACACCUCCAAUCGAAAUUUGUCAAGAGGGACCCCGGGCAAUCGCUGAAUUUUUUGACGAAAAUCCAGGGGCUGUGACGUACACUACUGGUUUCAAGGUCAAGGAAGACGAGAAGGAAAUGGAACGAGCCCAUACCGAUGACGAAGUGCUUGCUUUGUCAAGUUCAGGCGACCUGGGAUCAUCGGGUACUUGGAGCUUGGGGUCGACGCAGAGUUUUCCAGGGGCCGUGUCGGUGGAUAAACGAGCAAGAGCAGGUGGUGGCCGUGUGGGAGCGACGUUGGGACACUAAGACCCGCACGUGACAAAUCGAAGCAUUCAUCAGAAGGGAUCGAAGGACCGUGUUCUUUAGCUAAAGUCGCGCCUGAUCGUCAUUUCACUUCUCCUGGUUGCAAAUGAGGGAACUGUAGUAGCCGCCCAAGCUAACGUUUGUCAUUAUUGCUCGAAAAUUAGUGUGAUUUAAGGCUGUGUGAACUUGGCUGCCUUGAAGGCUAAAGGCGGCAAGUUAUGCAUGUUACUUUGAGCCUUUGUCGAGACUAACACAUAUCCAAAGGGCUCCCAUAUCAAUGUGGCUCUUUUGUUCAUUUAUUUGUUUGUUUUUUUUUUGUUUGUUUUUUAUUUUUAGGUUUGCUGUUAGUAAAGGUUCAUCCUAAAGGGGUCUCAACUAAGAGCUGGUCUAGGGGAUGGAUUUCGUAAAGAAAAUUGUCGUAGUGGCUAACAGCAGGAAUUGAAAACAAUAUGGAAGAUCAAUAAAACCACUUUAAUUGCCACCUAAAACCAGUCGGAUUGACCAUAUUAGCUAUUUGCAGGGUAGUAUGAUUCCAAGACAACUCGUGAUGAAAUCUUAGGUCAGGUAUCACCCACGGAUAUAAGUAGAUCAUGACGCAACAUGUCAAGGGUUACAAGGAAAGCCCUGGGCAGAUAUCGCAUCUUUAGAUGUAUGUGAAGGCUGUUAAUAUUUGCGGCCACUUUGAAUUUGAAAACAUGCAAAAAACUCCAAAAAUGCAUAGGAAGAGAGCAACAUUGAGUUGCGUAUGGGCACAAAGCAUAAGAAAAAAAACCCCGAUCAGUGCUCUGUUCUCUCGGUCUGCUCCCGAUCUUAACGAGUAUCCCUUUUACCUUCACUAAUGAGCAUACAUUAAGAAACUUUGUAGUCAUGAGCGCUGCUUUUUGUUCAAUAGUGUCCGGUGUGAUGAACAGCGCCGCCAUAAAGUAUUGUGUUAAUCCCCCCCCUUCGAUUUUUCUGAGGUCGGGUGACCGGCAAACAAACACUGUUAUUAUAUUUAAUCCCCCAUAUCGAAACGACCUUUGGUUGCUAGGCCACUGUGACGUGACAGUACUCGAGGGUGUGAGCAUAUAUUCUGACACCUGAAAUUUUCGUUGAUCCGUUGUGGUAGAUCAAACCUUUAGGUUGCAUACCCAAACACCUCUGGGGAAACGUUUGUACGUUUCUCCAUUAGUGCUUCAUGUGUGUGCUCUCCUUUUAAAGAACAGUGGUACCUUACGACUUCACAUGAAAUGUACAUACUUUUUCUUUUAUAAAAAUUGCAAUUUUCAAGGAAAGCGGUAUUUAGUAAUAAGGAUUUGAAUGUUAGAGUGUAAUUAUCGAAAGUUUAUUGUCUGCUAAUGGCCUUUCUGAGGAUUUAUGUAGAUGUAUUUCAUUAAGUGCAACGAUAAAUGGUGUAAUGGUAAUGAUCUGAAAUUGGGGGACUACAAAUGUGUUAUAGUCUUGUAAAAUAUUUGUGUGAAACAAACUACUUCUGUUUUGUGCAAAACCUACCAGAAAAUAUAACAAUUAUUAAUAUUACCAUUGGAUAACGAAGGCCAUCAACAUUACUGGCAUCACUGUUUUCAGCUGAUUUCAGUGUCAUAAAAGUAUUUUGACACAGAUAGCAAAAGUUUUUGAACAAAAAAGUUCGGCUGACCGGCAAGAGAAACCACGAUUCCUGUCAGUCUGACCAAGAAAAUCGACUUGCACUCAAACCUCUCGUUGUCAGCAGACUGUGACCACAAUCACUUUACUACCGGGCACCACCAUUAUGGAUCUUCGUGGAGAGUCCAUAUCCAUGGUUAUGCCACAUUCCUUGUUUCUUUGCAAUACCUCAGCUGUCUCAACCCCGGCUUAUAUUAAUGCUCGCGUUUUGUUUGUUACAUUGUGUAAUGAGUUCUUGACACAAUUUUCGCCACGUACGUUUAGUUUGAAGUUCUUGUUCACAAUAGUCCAAAGCUGCCCACGACCACCUAAGAAGGGUCGAAUUGCACUGCUCCCUAAACGCACAUUUCUCAAUCAUUCUUGUAACUUUAACCAAAACCCAAUCGUCUUGUGUACUCGCAAGAGAGAACAAGGGGUCAUUCAUAGUUCACUAGUUUUGCGUCCGAGUUGCGGUGAUAAGACAUUGCUUAAGAUUUCGUUGUCCUCAUUAGGUACACACGAAAGUGCUGACAUGUUGUACUGCUAUCUUAAUCGACACGAUUCACUCUUCUUUCUAAUAACGUACUGUUACGUAGUCAUUCUGACGGAUUAUCUUGUCAAAUUUCUGCUCUGAUGCCAUGCGAUGGUGUUUCAGUAUUUUAAACGUGGUGGACGUUUUCCUUGUCAUAGCCUACAUAUUCAAUCACUGGAGCCAAGUUAGCGUGUGGUGUUAGCAUUAGAAUUCCUUGUUGUAUACUUUUGCCAGUUACACUUUAGGAAACUUUUAUUAUUUGGACUCCUCAACUAAAAAUUUUGAUGUUCGUACACGUACAUGUAUUUAUUAAUCUAAUUCUUUCAAGUCUAUCGUUUUUUAAUUUCUUGUAUGACUUGAUACAAUUCAAUCGUUACGAUUGCUACCUAAACCAUUUAUCUGUCUAUUAGUGCAUGCAGGGACAGUUUACUGUAAUGCAGUUAUUCAAAUGUAUUUUUUUUUAUCUCGGCAAAAUUGAUUCUUUACGAUGUGCAUUGUGUUUACGAUAAAUGUUUAUGUUUUAUUUCAAUAAUAAAUUAACGAUACACUUGUUGACUACUCAAAUGGAAUAGGUGCUAUAUUGUGAGCGGGUUGUUGGUUCUACAGGGUCAGCAUACAUUUUUGUAUGCUUGCAUGUUUAUGUAUAGGAGUAUGUUUACCAGAGGAAAAUAAUCAGUAUCUCUUGUUCGUAAUUCCAUCCAUCUAUUGCAAAUAGCUCCACGGAACAGCCGUCGUUGAAGUUACAAUCACCUUCCCCACUCAGUGGGGACAUCGAGAAAACAGUCACAUUAGGUAAACGUCACUCGAUUUAUCAUCGAUUUAGGCAGCGUUAUUGCUAGGCUGACAAAAAUACGCCGGGGCCCAAGGGGCAUCGCGGCUAACGGCGGUCAGACUGUUUGUUGAAAUUUCUAGGAAUGGAGGUUCCCCUGGCACUUACACUCCGUUCCCGGUCCAUAGAUCCCGUUGACCUAUUUCUUUACCCUCUUUUAUCUAAUCGCUCUGAGACUUGCUUUAGCCGACAUUAAAUACUGAGGAGGUCGGCUUGUUACUGUUAAUCAUCAAAACUAUUCGAGAACUCCUAUGCCUUUUUGUUUAAAGUAGGUCUAAGCUUAUCUUCGUAAUGGUUUUGAUUGACAGAUUAAAAAAUCUUGAAGUCUUUUACUGUGACCAUUGUUGUGAGAGCCUCAGACUUCCUAGCUUCAAUUAACGUUUGUGAUAGUUGGCUGACUGAAAUGUGUUUUGCUUCGUUUGAAUUUCCAACGCUGGAAACAAAUGCGUCACGUUUUCACCUGACAGUCUUUUCUAAUCAUAAACGCU